AUGGCGCCACAGGACAUGAAGAUACCCCCGCGAAGCGGUGACGUCCCGGAUGAUGGUGACUCUGACUUGGGCGACUUUGUGACUACGGAGGAAGAAGAGGGUGAUAUCGAAUACUACUGCGAGGACAGUUCUAGAUAUAACAGCGAGGCGUCAAGAGCCUUCUAUCCAAUAUGCAUAGGAGAAAUCCUCAGUGACAGAUACCGCAUCGACCAUAAACUCGGACACGGCGGCUUCUCUACCGUUUGGCUAGCUUACGAUCUUGAAAAGAAAACGGUCGUGGCUCUUAAAGUCACCGACUCGAGUGAGAAAGGCAAAUAUGAAGCUCAGAUACCCGAAGAGAUCAUUCGACGUGUCAAGGACACUUCCCAUGUUCUCACCUACCUGAGGGCCUUUUCGCUCCAAGUCGAAGCGUCCAAUCGCCACCAAGUUCUGGUAUUUCCCUGGGUCGGCGAAUGUCUCACCUUUCCUAAGCUCGAAAAACUAUCAAUGGCCUCACGGAUGUUAGCUGCUAGGCAAAUGUUUGAGGCUCUUAAUCAUCUACAUAGGGCUGGGAUUGUACAUCGGGAUGUGACAGGUUACAACUGCUUCCAAGGCAUUGCUCCGUUGAAAAUCAUACGAAGAAGUACAAAUAUGAACUACUUGGUCGCCCUCUUAAGCUACCCUUCGAGAUAUGGAAACCAGCCCAGCAACCUCGCCGUGAAUGUCAGUGAACAAGUAACCGGCGAGCGAGAAGGCCGGCCACCCAUGAGAUAUUGCUCUCAGAACGGCUUCAUGGCUUCCCACCCAGCACAGCCUGCGACAUGUGGAGUUACAUGUGUGCACUCUCGGAAUUCUAUUUGGGAUUUCCCGUUAUCAGGAAUACAUUCGGAGGUGAUAUCACUCCCAGUAUGGUUGAAAGCCUUGGUCCACUUCCCGCCGAGUGGAAGGGGCGUCUUUUCUAGGAAUAUAAAGACCAUUAGCGCCUUCGAAAUCCUGAUAAAACGGUUGCGCCCCGACAUUGAUCAAGCCGAGCUUGAAGUUGCCUCUUCGUUGUUCCGCCGGGGAUUUUGCUUGGAACCAGAGAAGCGUCCAACUGCGGCUGAGCUUCUGCAGGAUCCCUUAUUCAAGGCUCUGAUGGACAGAUAUACUUGA
This is a messenger RNA of Trichophyton rubrum CBS 118892, 1131 nucleotides long. Its product is annotated as serine/threonine protein kinase. The record is from RefSeq and is a predicted model, not a curated record. NCBI's taxonomy places the organism in Eukaryota, Fungi, Ascomycota, Eurotiomycetes, Onygenales, Arthrodermataceae. Gene Ontology annotation, biological process: protein phosphorylation. Gene Ontology annotation, molecular function: ATP binding; protein kinase activity. Bases 1 to 1131 code for a protein of 376 amino acids. The transcript is spliced from 4 exons.